Rubroshorea leprosula is the source of this 1235-nucleotide messenger RNA. The record is from the annotation of a GenBank genome assembly. Lineage: Eukaryota; Viridiplantae; Streptophyta; Magnoliopsida; Malvales; Dipterocarpaceae.
CAGAACAUACCCUUUGUUCUCUCCACUAGUUCCCUUUCGUUUAUUCUUCACUUCUUUCCAAGAAAUUUUCACUUGUUCUUAUCUCUGUUUCUCAAUCGCUUCUUUUCUCUGUUUUCUGUCAUUUCUCUGGAAAAUAUGAAUGGGGUUGAAGAACAAGGGGAGAGUGUGACUCUCGAUCUUCUCAAGAAAAAAAUGGCGGAUUUUGCUAAGGAGAGGGAUUGGGAUAAGUUUCAUAGCCCUAGAAAUCUCCUUUUGGCUCUGGUUGUAUGCCGCCGAACAAUCCCCUUUUCUCUGCUUUUUAUAAUCCAAAAAGAAGGAAAAUCACUAGCUUAAAGCACUAUUUUUUCUAUUAAUUUUCUGUAUUUUUUUAUUUUUCUACUGGGAUUUUGGAGAUUUCAUGGAAUGUGUAUUGUAAAAAACAAGGUGGAUUUGCAGAAAUUUAUUAGGAUUUAAGGGAUUAGAAUCACUAAUUUACCCUGUUGUUCUAUGAAGGUGAGUUCUUUUCCUCUUAUAUAUAUUUUUUCCCUGUUUGUACUUUCUUGCUCACCAAGUUAGGGUUUUAUCAAGUUUCAAACUUUUCGGGAUUGGUGUGAGUGUAAGAAUAAAUGCCUUCCGAUAACCCCACCAACCCAAAUAGCUGAUUAUGUAUUGCUGUCAAUCAUUAAACCCAUAAAUCAAGUGUCUGAAAAAAAUGACCUUUUUUUUUUGGGUCAAAUGUGAUGAUUCCACAGGUGGGUGAAGUGGGAGAACUCUCAGAGAUAUUUCAAUGGAAAGGUGAGGUUCCAAAAGGUCUACCUGAUUGGAAAGAUGAAGAGAAAGUGCAUCUCGGUGAGGAGCUCUCUGAUGUCCUGCUUUACCUAGUCAGGCUCUCUGACAUCUGUGGAAUUGACUUGGGUAAAGCUGCCCUGCGCAAGGUUGAACUCAAUGCCAUUAAAUACCCACCAAAGAAAUAAGGCAAAGCAACCAGAAUUUAAUAGAAUUGUAACUUAGUCCGGAUUCAACUAUUUGUUUCCUUUGACUAGGUGUUACUCCUACUACUUACUAGAACUACUAGUGACUAGGUGUCAUUACUAGGAAAGAGACAGUAUGAGAGGUUCAAUGUAUGGAGAUGAGUAGUGUUGGCUUGGUGGCGUGUUGAUUUCUUUAAUUUGUUUGUUCUCACAGGUUUUGUUACUAUUUUGUCCGUUGAAUGGGAUCCUCUUACGUGAGUUCAGAUAUGGUAGAAACUAUUCCCA